This is a messenger RNA of Anarrhichthys ocellatus (wolf-eel), 1282 nucleotides long. RefSeq lists its product as uncharacterized. The coding region runs from base 19 to 639 and encodes 206 amino acids. The record is from RefSeq and is a predicted model, not a curated record. The transcript has 4 exons. Gene Ontology annotation, biological process: B cell differentiation; B cell receptor signaling pathway. Lineage: Eukaryota; Metazoa; Chordata; Actinopteri; Perciformes; Anarhichadidae. Gene Ontology annotation, cellular component: external side of plasma membrane; B cell receptor complex.
GUGGAUCGAUGUGAGAGGAUGAAGCUUCUACUCAGCAGUCUGAUACUCGCCUCCUUCUACGCCUGCUCGAGUGUUUCAUCUCCAGGCAGACCUGCUGUUACCCAGAGUGCUGAUGUCUCUGUGGUGGAGGGGGAGACAGUAAACAUCAGCUGCUGCUGGACACCGGAGUUUGAAAGACUGAGAGUUCAGUGGCUGGAAAAUCAAACAGAUAUGAAGGAGAUUUUGUACUUGAAGAAUCUCUCUCAUGGAUCUCUGCCAGAGGAGACGUCUGACUGCUCAAACUUGACCAUUACGAAUGUCACGAGAGAGGAUUCAGGGGGAUACAUCUGCAAGGUGACAGUGGACAUACCAGUUUUAACUGUGGUUGAAGGAAAUGGUACUGUCAUCACCGUUACGGCCAGAGACAACACAAAGGACAACACAGCAGGAGGUUCUCACUGGGAGGAAGUGCUCAUUUAUGUCCUGAGGUGCCUGCCCAUCCUCGCCCUCAUCAUCACCUUCUUCUUCAUCAAUAGUUUAGUGACCAAAGCUCAGCAACACGCACCAGCUGCUCCUGGAAAUGAACGCACUCCAGCCCUAAGGAGAGGGGAAACCCAAGAAGAAGAGGAAAGAGAUGCGAGGGAGAUAAAACCAGAGUAAAAGAGAGAGAAAAUCAACACGUGUCACCUUUAAUGAGAGGCUGAUGAUUAAGAUGUCAAAUAUAAACCGCACUGUCUCGAUCUCUUCUUGCUUUGACUUCAGCUGUGUUCUUGAAAGCAUGCCAUUAAAAAUAAUGCGAAACGGGUUACAGGAUAAGUAUCAUUUUUCUUCCAGAUUUUUGAAACAUACAUGAUUUACUGUAUAAAUACAGCACUUCAGUAACGGAAAGGGACAAUUCAUGAUUUGGUCUGAAGGUGGACCCAUAAACUUAAAUUAGAGCCUCUCUGUGAAGGGUCUUCUCACACUUUGAGGACCCCUAGUGGUGGCACUAAAAAUAUACACUAUAACACAACAAUUCAUGCCUGUACUCUUACAUGGAUCUGACCCUUGGACACAGAUGAAUGGUACGACCCAUUUAAUUAAAGACAGCACCAGUUCCCAACGGAUUUGUCUCAGUUUUCUGCAAACAACAACUCACACGCUCAGAGUGAUGUGAAAGAUAGCAUGUAGUCACUUAACAGCUGUAAACAUGAGGGUUUUAACCAAAGUAAAACUACAAAAUACCACCCAGUACACUUUUUGAAUGCUCCAAUGCUGGUAUUUAACUUACUAUACAGACACUAAAAUAUAUCAGGUGAACUAG